Molecule: messenger RNA, 741 nt
Organism: Thalassophryne amazonica
Lineage: Eukaryota; Metazoa; Chordata; Actinopteri; Batrachoidiformes; Batrachoididae
Gene: dcxr
Product: dicarbonyl/L-xylulose reductase
Exons: 8
Coding region: 13-660 (215 amino acids)
Biological process (GO): glucose metabolic process; xylulose metabolic process
Molecular function (GO): L-xylulose reductase (NADPH) activity; carbonyl reductase (NADPH) activity
Source: RefSeq, a predicted model, not a curated record
CGCAGAGUGGCCAUGGAUAUUUCUUUUGCAGGAAAACGAGCUCUCGUGACGGGAGCCGGAAAAGGAAUCGGCCGGGCCACCGCUCUGGCUUUGGCACGUUGUGGGGCAAAGGUUGUGGCGGUAACGCGCACGCAGGCCGACCUGGAUUCGCUGACACAGGAGUGUCCCUCUAUCAUCCCGGUAUGUGUGGACUUGUCUCACUGGGAGGCCACAGCGGCGGCUCUGCAGGACAUCGGGCCUGUUGAUCUUCUGGUGAAUAACGCCGCGCAGUCCAAGCUGCAGCCGUUUCUGGACGUCACACCUGAUGAGUUUGACACGUCAGUCAGAGUCAAUGUGAAGGCCGUCCUGCAGGUGUCUCAGAUCGUGGCUCGUGGUAUGAAGUCCAGAGGAUCAGGAGGCUCCAUCGUGAACGUGUCCAGCCAGGCGUCGGUGUGUGCCCUCCCAGACCACACCGUCUACUGUGCCACAAAAGCUGCCCUUGACAUGUUAACCAAAGUCAUGGCUCUGGAGUUGGGACCCCAUCAGAUUCGUGUCAACAGUGUGAAUCCAACUGUCGUGAUGACUGAGAUGGGCCGUAUGGGCUGGAGCAACCCCGAAAAAGCCAAGACUAUGAUAUCCCGUAUCCCUCUGGGCCGUUUUGCAGUGAUAAAAGCAGCAUGAUUAAUGGAGCUGCUUUGCCUGUGGACGGAGGCUUCCUGGCAUGCUGACCAGUCCCUGGCUCCAAAACAGUGACCUUUGACC